AUGUCGAAUCCCGCCCCAUCUUUUUUGACUAGAUGGUACAUGAAUAGCGUAUCUAACAUGCUCCGCCAUGUUGCUCGGCACGGUGACGGUAGACUUUGUCCAAAUUUCAUAGAACUGCUCAGGACAACUGGUGACCGUGUCUUCGUCCAUGAGUCUCAGUACAACGGGAUGAACCAGGGGGUUAUUCCCCUUAACCCAGAUCCGAUGUUCACGUACAAUGGUUAUCGGAACGCACUGGACGCCUUGAUCAUUGCUGCCAGCCAGCUGUUUCAAGGACCCCAUGCCAAGGUCUAUAAGCAAAUUAGUAGAAGCUUAACCGGUCUCUUGGCCGUCGCCCAUUCAAAGGGUUCGGAGCGGCUCCUGCUUAUUCUAAGCGAAGAAGAUAUAGACAGUCGGUGGGAGGCCCACCUCUACGACUUGGGCCAUGCCAUCAUGCUCAUAGUCUGA
Messenger RNA from Rhizoctonia solani, 447 nucleotides. RefSeq lists its product as uncharacterized. NCBI's taxonomy places the organism in Eukaryota, Fungi, Basidiomycota, Agaricomycetes, Cantharellales, Ceratobasidiaceae. The coding region runs from base 1 to 447 and encodes 148 amino acids. The transcript has 3 exons. The record is from RefSeq and is a predicted model, not a curated record.